UUGCCUAUAUUUGCAGACUAUGAAAAUCUACCUUAUAUCCAGGCACUGAUAAGAGAGACUCUGAGGUGGAAUCCUAUUGAUCCUCUAGAUACAUAUCUAAUGUUGAAGUUUCAGGAUGAUUGGUAUGAAGGCUAUUUUAUCCCUGCUAGCACAAUUUACAUUGACAAUAUGUGGGAUGCCAAUGUACCAGAAUUCAAGCUAGAACACUAUCUUGACAAGCAGGGAAGGCUUGUAAAAGCACCUGUGGACACAAGGGACAAGGGACAUAUCAUAUUUGGCUUUGGAAGGAGAAUAUGCAUUGAAAGACAUCUAGCUAACAACUCCCUUUUUAUUAACAUAGCAUAUAUGCUAUAA
Molecule: messenger RNA, 354 nt
Organism: Heterobasidion irregulare TC 32-1
Lineage: Eukaryota; Fungi; Basidiomycota; Agaricomycetes; Russulales; Bondarzewiaceae
Gene: cyp89
Product: cytochrome P450 monooxygenase 89 like-protein
Exons: 4
Molecular function (GO): iron ion binding; monooxygenase activity; oxidoreductase activity, acting on paired donors, with incorporation or reduction of molecular oxygen
Source: RefSeq, a predicted model, not a curated record